Phyllostomus hastatus (greater spear-nosed bat) is the source of this 1676-nucleotide messenger RNA. RefSeq names its product chromosome unknown C8orf34 homolog (gene CUNH8orf34). Lineage: Eukaryota; Metazoa; Chordata; Mammalia; Chiroptera; Phyllostomidae. The record is from RefSeq and is a predicted model, not a curated record.
AUGAGUUCCCCCCACGUCUCCGAGUUGUCUGAGUUGGCGGUGCCGUUGCUGUGCGGGGUUUCCGGCUCUCAAAGCUCCACGCUUGCUGCUCCGGUGGCUGCAGCCCACGCCCACGGCCCUGGCCGAGCCUCCAGGCUUGGGGAGCCCAGGCUCGAUAGCUCCUGUCCCCGCCCCAGUCCAGGGAGAAGGUGGGUGGGCCCCCAGCAGAGGCGCGUUCUGCCGGCACUCAGCUCCCUCUGUUUCUCCAUGGCGUCGUAUCAGCAGUCCCGGAUCCAGGCUUACCUGGAGAAGAACAAGAUCGGUCCCCUGUUUGAGGAAUUGAUGACCAAAUUGAUAACUGAGACACCUGACCAGCCAAUCCCGUUUCUCAUUGACCAUCUCCAGUCCAAACAAGGAAACCAAGGGCAGCUUCAGAGAACUUUAUCUGGAUCUGCAGCUCUCUGGGCAGAGAGUGAACCAUCAGAACAUAAAGGAGCAAGAAGGGAUUUCAGAAGCUAUGACAAGCCUUGGCAAUUAAAUGCAAAGAAGCCAAAAAAGUCGAAAAGUGACCUUGCUGUGUCUAACAUUUCUCCACCAUCACCAGAAUCCAAAUCAUCGCCAAGGUCAGUAGAUCAUCCUAAGUGGAACUGGCGAACUAAACCAGAAAGCCGUGAUUUUGAUGAAUUGAACCACAUCCUUCAAGAGAGCAAGAAGCUGGGAAAAGCCCUUGAGAAGCUCUCUCGAAGUAUUGCAAUUUCAGAUGAACUCGAUAAGGAAACAAUGGCCUUUAACUCCUCUCUUCUGAGACCCUGUGUGAUUGGGGAAUGGAUUGGUCGAGAAGAGAAUGAUGCCGAUCCAUUAGCGGCUGAAAUGCUGCAGCCCCCAAUUCCGAGAAGUAAAAAUGAACAAUGGGAAAGUGAAGACAGCAGCUGUAGCCCUGCAGGAAGUUUAAAGGUGGAACCCAAGACCAAAGGAUUGAAACAACAGCAACAGCAACAUAAGAAGCUGCUGGCAGCAAUGCUCUCUCAAGAUUCUUUUGAGUCUAUUCACAGCCCUACCCAUUCUGUAACAGAAGAAGAUAUUGAUAAUGAAGAUGAUGCAAUGGAAUUGCUGGAGGAUCUUGAUGAUUUAAGAAUGGAGGGAGUAACUACUCUGGUACCUUCUGGGAGCAAAUUUAACCAAGGUCGUGCUACUCACCCUGCUGAACCUCAGGCCAAGGUCACACUGAACAUCUGUUCAAGGUGUGCCAGGCUUCAAGGAGACAACCUGGCAGAAAGAACAGAUGAGACAUCACAAAUACUUCAUUCUCCAGAUGAAAUAAUCCUGGAUUCUUCUAACUCUUUACCUGGGACUGAAGAAGCACUAAUGGAGGAGGGUGAAGAAUUUGAGAAAGCAUCUAAGUUAGUGGGACAUGGAGAAGCCCCCAGUGGAGGACAGUCAUUGAAAAACUACAUGGAAGAAGAUGAAUCUUUAAAGCAGUUGCAGGUGGUUCACCAACCAUGGAUCUUGCCAAGUGACACAGAAAGUGAAGGAGUGGAAGCAGAGCAAGAGAAACGUUCUACUGAUCUUCUUCUUUGUGUUCCGUGUUCUUCUUGUCCUACUCUGGUCUACUCUGGUCUGUGAAACAGGCAAAGGUUGCAAGUGGUCCUUAAGGAAAUUGCAAUUAUUCAAAUCCUUAUGUAUAGUUCUAAUUUAUU